AUGGCCCCGGCGCGGGGGGCGCCGCCGCCCUCUCCGCUCUGGGCCGUCACCGCCGUGGCCGCCGCCUGCGUGGCCUCCGCCCGCGGAGAAGUGAACCUGUUGGACACGGCCACUAUCCCUGGAGACUGGGGCUGGCUCACGUAUCCUGCCCACGGGUGGGACUCCAUCAAUGAGAUGGACGAAUUCUUCAGCCCCAUCCACACCUACCAGGUCUGCAACGUCAUGAGCCCCAACCAGAACAACUGGUUGCGGACCAACUGGGUGCCCCGGGAUGGGGCCAGGAGGGUGUAUGCGGAGGUCAAGUUCACUCUGAGAGACUGCAACAGCAUGCCAGGAGUCCUGGGCACCUGCAAGGAGACCUUCAACCUCUACUACCUGGAGUCCGACAGGGACCUGGGCGCCAGCACCCAGGAGCGCCAGUUCGUCAAGAUCGACACCAUCGCGGCCGACGAGAGCUUCACGGGCGCCGACCUGGGCACCCGGCGCCUCAAGCUGAACACGGAGGUGCGGGGGGUAGGGCCUCUGAGCAAGCGGGGCUUCUACUUGGCCUUCCAAGACAUCGGGGCCUGCCUCGCCAUCCUGUCCCUCCGCGUUUACUACAAGAAGUGCCCCGCCACGGUGCGCAACCUGGCGGCCUUCUCGGAGGCGGUGACGGGCGCCGACUCGUCCUCCCUUGUGGAGGUGCGGGGCGAGUGUGUCCGGCACUCGGAAGAGAGGGACACGCCGAAGAUGUACUGCAGUGCCGAGGGCGAGUGGUUGGUGCCCAUCGGCAAGUGCGUCUGCGGGGCCGGAUACCAGGAGCACCGGGAUGCCUGUGUUGCCUGUGAGCAGGGAUUCUACAAGUCUGCUCCUGGGGACCAGCUGUGUGCCAGAUGCCCCCUACAUAGCCACUCGCCAGCGCUAGCGGCCCGAGCCUGCCCCUGUGACUCCGGUUAUUUCCGAGCCGCCCGGGACCCCCCAUCCUCAGACUGCACGCGGCCUCCCUCUGCCCCCGUUAACCUCAUCUCCAGUGUGAAUGGGACCUCGGUGACCCUAGAGUGGAGCCCUCCUCUGGACCGGGGGGGCCGCAGCGACGUCAUGUACAACGUGAUCUGCCGGCGGUGCGCCUGGGCCCUGGCCCCAUGUGAGGCCUGCGGGGGCAACACCCGCUUCCUGCCCCAACAGACCAGCCUGGUACAGGCCUCUCUGACCGUGACCAACCUGCUGGCCCACAUGAACUAUUCCUUCCGGGUCGAGGCCAUCAACGGGGUGUCUGACCUGAGCCUGGAGCCGCGCCACGCCACCUCGGUCAACGUCACCACGAACCAGGCGGCCCCGUCCCAGGUGGUGGUGCUCCGCCAGGAGAGGACCGGCCAGAACAGCGUGACCCUGCUGUGGCAAGAGCCCGAGAGGCCCAACGGCAUCAUCCUGGAGUAUGAGAUCAAGUACUACGAGAAGGACAAGGAGAUGCAGAGCUACUCCACCCUCAAGGCCAAGACCACCAGCGCCACGGUCGCCGGCCUGAAGCCGGCCACGCACUACGUGUUUCAGGUGCGGGCCCGCACGUCUGCCGGCUGUGGGCGGUUCAGCCAGACGGUGGAGGUGCAGACCGGGAAGCCCACGGGACUGCGCUACGACACCCGCACCAUCGUCUGGAUCUGCCUGACCCUCAUCACCGGCCUCGUCCUCCUGCUGCUGCUGCUCAUCUGUAAGAAGAGGCACUGUGGCUACAGCAAAGCCUUCCAGGACCCUGAUGAGGAGAAGAUGCACUAUCAGCAGAACGGCCAGGGCCCUCCCCCGGCCCUCCUCCCUCUGCACGCCCCCCCAGGGAAGUGCUCGGAGCCCCAGUUCUACACGGACCCCCACACCUACGAGGACCCAAGCCGAACUCGCUGUGGUGUCACCCGGGAGAUCGAGGCCUCCAUGAUCCGGAUCGAGAGAAUCAUUGGCUCCGGAGAGUCUGGAGAGGUCUGCUACGGCUGGCUCCAGCUGCCCGGCAGGCGGGAGGUGCCCGUGGCCAUCAAGGCCCUGAAGGCCGGCUACUCUGAACGGCAGCGCCGAGACUUCCUGAGCGAAGCCUCCAUCAUGGGCCGCUUCGACCACCCCAACAUCAUACGGCUGGAGGGCGUUGUCACCCGCAGCCGCCUGGCCAUGAUUGUGACCGAGUACAUGGAAAAUGGCUCCUUGGAUGCCUUCCUGCGCACCCGUGAUGGACAGUUCACCGUGGUGCAGCUGGCGUGCAUGCUGAGGGGCGUGGCUGCCGGCAUGCGCUACCUCUCCGACCUGGGCUACGUGCACCGGGAUCUGGCCGCCCGCAACGUCCUGGUCAAUGGCAACCUGGUCUGCAAAGUGUCCGACUUCGGCCUCGCGCGGGUCCUGGAGGACGACCCCGACGCCGCCUACACCACCUCGGGCGGGAAGAUCCCCAUCCGCUGGACGGCCCCCGAGGCCAUCGCCUUCCGCAAAUUCUCCUCGGCCAGCGACGUCUGGAGCUUCGGCGUGGUCAUGUGGGAGGUGCUGGCCUACGGCGAGCGGCCCUAUUGGAACAUGAACAACAGGGAUGUCAUCAACUCGGUGGAGGAGGGGUACCGGCUGCCAGCCCCCAUGGGCUGCCCCAAGGCACUGCACCAGCUGAUGCUGGACUGCUGGCACAAGGACCGGAGCCAGCGCCCCCGCUUCCAGCACAUCAUCGGUGUCCUCGACCAACUCAUCCGCAGCCCCGAGAACCUCAGGGUCACCGCCACGGUCAACCGGUGCCCCCCGCCGGCCCUUGCCCGCAGCUGCUUUGACCUGCGCAGCGGCGUGACGGUGGACGAUUGGCUGGACUCCAUCCGCAUGGGCCGCUACCGAGAGCACUUCGCGGUGGCCGGAUACUCUUCCCUGGCCAUGGUCCUACAGAUGACCGCCGAGGAUGUCCGUGGCCUGGGGAUCACCCUCCUGGGACACCAGAAGAAGAUCCUGAGCAGCGUCCAGACCCUGAGAACUCAGCUGCCCAGCACUAACGGCCCACGCAGACAUCUCUAGCCAGCGGCCCCCGACCCCCACCAAGCCCCAUCUGCUACUCCGGACCGGGCCGAACCUGAAACGGAGCCGGACCCCAGAGCUGCCUCUCCUGGGUCCCUCUGGGGCAGUUGCCCACAGCAGGGCCGGGGAGGGUCAGGGUCAUCCCCCAAGGGGGAACAACCUGGGGGGGUCCUCCAGCCUUGGACCAAAGCGGUGCCGGCCCUCAGAGCCAUCCUGGCCGGUGUCAUGGACCAAGUGAGGCCCUGGCCUAGGCAUUUGCUGGGGAAGCCCGGGCUAUCACCGGAGACCGCUGGGUGGCCCUGGAUCCGGCUCAUCUCACUCACUCACUGCCACCCCCUCCAGCCCCUCCCCGUGGCUGGGGUGAGAGUGCAGCGGCGCAGGAUCUGGGGCUUCCUCAGGAACGGCUCACAGUCUGCACAGAUGACCAGCCUAUGGCCACCCAUGUGUAUAUGUAUGUGUGUGUGUGUGCGCGCGUGUGCGUGUACCUGCAUAUGGCAUUCAGACGUAUGUGUGCUAGAGGGGGCUGUUGUGUGAAUUGUGUGCAUGUGUGCUAGAGGGGGCUGUAAGUGUGAAUUGUGCACAUGCACACUCCUGUGCACUCGAGUGAGUGAAUAUGCAUGUGUGUGCAUUUACGCGCAUGUGUGCCCUUGUACUUGGGAGAAGAUGGCCCUUAGUCUGAGCAGGUGUCUGCCAUGUAUGUUUACAUGCAUGAACAUGUGUGCCAUUGACCUGGCCAUGUACAUCUGCUUGAAUGUGGGGCUCUGUGUGUGUGUGUGUGUGUGUGUGUGUGUGUGUGCAUGUGCGCGGGCCUGGGUGUUGUCCCACAGGGUUUGACUGUGAGGAGAACCGCUGCUGCUGCCCCCUCCACCGCAGAGCUGAGGAGCCAGUCAAAGUAGGGGUUGCAUUUCCGAAAUUCACCAGCACCAACCCCCUCUGAUCCCUGCCCUGGGUUGCUGCCAGGGGUCCAGGGAGCCCCAACCUCAGGUUAGCUCACUGCAGUGGGCCAGGCCAAAAGGAAGAGAGAAGUGGGGGAGGAGGAGGAAGAGGAGACGGGCAACAGCGCUCCUGCCCCCCACUUCCCGGGCAGGGCCGGGUGGGCCCAGGGAUCUGGGGCCAAGGCGCCUUCACCCAGCCCAGCUGCCUGCCAUGCCUUCCACUCCCAGGACUCCAUCAUAAGACUUGAACGGGCCAACAGGGUAAUUAGCAUCAACGUUCUGGACAUCCUCAUCUUCUUCCUCGCCGUAGCUCUUGGACAGAAAUGGCAUCGGGGUAAUAGUGGGGCUCCCUCGGCCGGCACCCUCUCCCUCUGGCUGGGGUCCGGAUGGGCACCCCUUCUUAUGCACCAGCCCCGAAUUUGGCCUUCACUCUCCCGGGAGCCGGGCCCUGAAGGCGGACCGGUUCCGCAGGAGCCGGGCUCUGCCGUUGAAGCAGCUGUGCCGCUAGGCCUCAGAGGCCGCUCCCAAACAGGGCCGGAUGAAAGCAGAGCCAAGGUGGGUUCUUUCUGUCAUCGCCAGGGCUCUGGGAGGGGCCCGGUGCAACCCCAGCCCCAGCCCGGGGUGACACAGCAGGCAGGAUGGGGGCAGAGCUGGCCCCUGUCUCCAAACUCGGCCCUUCCCAGCCUGGUUCCUGCUGGGUCUUUUCUACCCCGUUUGAGAGUAUUUUACGGAUUCCUGACUUUAGACAAUGCAAAAAUGGUCUUCAAAGCACAGAAAUGUCCCCAAGGGAGGAAAACUUUCCAAGGGCACAUUUAGCAGGUGUGUAUGUUGGGGUGGGGGAUGUCUGUGUGGGGGUCCCAGCUCUUCUGUAAUCAGGCGCCCUGUCCCUGCACCCCAUCCCUCAGCCUGGAGGUUAGCUGGGGACUGGGCUGGCUGAGGUCAGGGUGGUGGACAGACUCUCUCCUCCAUCCAGCAGAGGGUCCACAACGUCUCACCAGCAUCGGGUAACAGGGGGCGGGCAGGGGACAGGGUGGGGGGUGGGGUUCAAGCCAAUUUUCCCGACUGCAAUAAUUCUGGCUCAACUCACCCCUUAAAUCAUUGUGCUUUAGUUUUCUACACCUCUCUCUCUCUCCCCUCCCCGCUCCCCACCCAUCUCUAUAUAUUAUAUUACUAUGUACCCACACUGCUCUUCCUUCCUAUGGAAGUUGGAAACCAGGACCAGGCUCUCCCUGUGGCUGUGAAAGACACUCCCCUGGCUGCUUCCUCUAUCCCAGCCCCGGUCCAGCUAAAGGGCGUCAAACUUCAGUUAAGCAGUGGCCAAGAACGGUCAGCGGUGGUGGCUUGUUGUGGGUGUUUAGAGAGCACUGCAGCUCCGGGGGCCCUGGGGGAGGAGCCAAGGUCUCCCCCUUCCCCUUCGCCAAGUUCCUGGUCUGCACCUUUCCCAGGACAAUAAAAUCUGUCUCCCUCUUC
Ornithorhynchus anatinus (platypus) is the source of this 5408-nucleotide messenger RNA. It is a transcript of the gene EPHA8, whose product is annotated as EPH receptor A8. NCBI's taxonomy places the organism in Eukaryota, Metazoa, Chordata, Mammalia, Monotremata, Ornithorhynchidae. The transcript has 17 exons. The record is from RefSeq and is a predicted model, not a curated record. Gene Ontology annotation, molecular function: transmembrane-ephrin receptor activity; ATP binding; protein binding. Gene Ontology annotation, cellular component: neuron projection; plasma membrane. Bases 1 to 3003 code for a protein of 1000 amino acids. Gene Ontology annotation, biological process: cell surface receptor protein tyrosine kinase signaling pathway; axon guidance; protein phosphorylation.